Messenger RNA from Gallus gallus (chicken), 3390 nucleotides. It is a transcript of the gene IL12RB1, whose product is annotated as interleukin 12 receptor subunit beta 1. Bases 1259 to 2974 code for a protein of 571 amino acids. The transcript is spliced from 14 exons. Gene Ontology annotation, molecular function: protein binding. NCBI's taxonomy places the organism in Eukaryota, Metazoa, Chordata, Aves, Galliformes, Phasianidae. The record is from RefSeq and is a predicted model, not a curated record.
GCCGGGACGCGCGGCCCCGCGCUGCGAGCAGCCCGACCUCGCAGCUCCCGGUUCACCAAAUACGGGCAGCGCUUCGAAGUCUCGACGUGGGGGUUGCCAAAAAAAGAAAAACAAAAGCGGCACAACACCUCUUUUGCUUACCUUGCUCUUCUGGCAGCGCCGGGGCGGGUGUGCGGGCACAGCGGGGGACAUCAGCGCUGCUUUCUCUUUUGGUUUUGGUCCACGCGCCAACACCGGCAACGGCCGCUCUGAGCAGCGGAGAGAGCGGCAGUGGGGGCAGAGCCGGGGGGAGUCGGGACCCCGCGGGGGGGCCGUGGUGAGGAUGGAGCGCGGAGGGGUCCCGGCGCUGCGGUGGCUGCUGCUGGCUGUGGCGCUGCCGGCGCGGGGCGGUGAGUGCUGCGGUGAUGGGAGAUAAGCGCAGAGGGUUUUGCUGAGCGAUACGGGGUGAUAAAGGAAGGAGUCAUGCAGGGAGCCUUCGUGGCAGCGUGUGGAGGUGUUCCGGGCUGGGGGCACAGUGCGGGGCAGCGGAAUGGAGUUUGGGUGGUGCUGGCGGGCAGAGCUGUUUGGCAUCCAUGGGAGAAGACGGCUUUUUUUGGGUGGAAAUCGCCGCGCGACUGCUAUAGUCCCUCUGCCCCACUGCGCGGUGCAGCUCUGCCUGCUGCACGCGGCCGUCCCGGUGCCGGGGGCCCACAGCCCCACUGCCGGCUGAGCCCGCCUGCCCUCUGCACGGCCUCUGAGCCACCCCUGGCCGCCGCUGUGGGUCGUGUGGAGUCGCAGUGGUAACGGGGGGGAGAAGGGAGGGGACUCCAGAGGGCCCUGCAGGGCACAGGGAGAUGGAGCACUGCUCGCCCCUGGCCCCCCUCCACCAUCCCCACGGCCCCAGGUCAAGCAAGUUCCAUUACCCCAAGCCCCCACAAGCCCGGCUGUGACUCCCUACACACAGGUGCCCCCGACCCCCCCCCCCGGGCUCUCCUGCUUCAGGCGCUGCAGCUCCGGCCCCUUCACCUGCUCCUGGCCACCCCACGGCCCCGCCGGCAGCACCACCUACGUCCUCGUGCUCUGCUAUGUGAGACGGCAGCUGUGCCAGUGGCACAAUGCGAGCACCGCCACGGAGCACACCCUGACGCAGCACGAGGUCUAUGUCCGUACCAACGCCACGGCCUGGGUGGAGGCGCAAUGGGGACAGCAUCUGGAGCGCAGCCCCAACAUCACACUGCACCUCGACGAGGCCGUGAAGCUGGAUCCCCCUCCCCACGAGAUGCCCUUCGCUAAGGCCAAUGGGCGCCUGCAGCUGUGGUUGCCGCGGCCGCAGUGUCACCACGGGGAGCGGCCGCCGCCACGCAGGGAGGUUCGGUUCCGCCGGGUGGGUGACCGCAGCUGGACGCAGGUGAUGUGUGAGACAGGGAAGGGUGAGGAUGGAGAGGAUGACCCAGUGAGCUGUGAGCUGGGGGGAACCGCCGCCUUCGAGGUGCAGCUCCGGCACAGGACGCAGCACUGGAGCAGCCACUGGAGCGACUGGAGCACAUCCAUCUUCGUCCCCGAGGAGAUCCUGGAGAGCCCCGCACUGAGCUUCAGCCUGGGACACCUUGGGAGAAACGGGCAGAGGCUGCUGCAGCUGGGCUGGCAGCGCGCCCGCGCGGCACAGGGCAACGUCACCUACACACUGCGUGCCCACAUGCCGGAGUGCAGCUGUGCUGAGGAGGACGAGGUGGUGUUGGGGCCGGAGGAGACAGAGUACAACCUCACGCUCUGCGGGGCUGCAUACGAGAUCGUGCUGACGGCCGCCAACGCCGCGGGAUCCGGCCCUGCACGGCGGCUGUGCGUGCCGGCGGAGCAGCACACGGAGCUCAGCUUCCGGAACAUCAGCUCGGUGGGCAGUUCGGUGAUGGCACUCUGGGAGGCACCGACGCGCGGCUUCGCCUUCUGCUCCGAGCGGCAGCGGCUGCCGGGAGCCCCACAGCCGGGGCACUGCGUGCAGGAGGAGUUCCUCGCACGCAGCUCCCAUUGGCAGACAGGGCCGCUGGAAGCGCCGGCGUGUUACCGGCUCGCCGUGCACGGCCGCGGUGCAGAGGAGGACUGGGCCACCUUCGCUCUGCAGCAUCGCUUCGUCGGCAACACCUCAUUGGCCGCCUCUGUCCGCAUCAACGCCAGCGCCGAUGCCGCCGUGCUGAGCUGGGAGCCGUCCCCACGCGCUGCUUGCCCCGGGGCGCUGGUGGGGUACCGCGUGUGCCACGCGGCUGAAGGGGACAACGUGACGUUGUCACUUACAGAUGGUGAAGUGGACGCAUCAGUAUCGCAGUACGCGCUGCGAGACCUGAAACCAGGCACCGCCUACAGGGUGGGCAUCCACGAGGUGGCAGCGGGCGGCGGGGGCACCUGCAGUGCCCGGUGGCACUUCCAGACCCCGGCGCUGGGUGUCGGGACAGCGGUGUGGAGCUCCAACCUGAAGUACCUGGGCAUCUCGCUGGGGCUCCCCGCCGCCGCCCUCAUCUACCAGCUGAGCAAGAAGAGGCUCCAUGGGAUGCUCUUCCCCCCCUUGCCCAAACCUACGGGCAGUGAAGCCCUCCGGUUCUCAGCCAGCGAGACGAGCCAGCAGGACAAGCCCUGGAAAAGCUUCGUGGAACCCUCGGAGCAGCUCAGCCCCGGGGAGCUGCUGGUGAUGGAGCUGAGCCCUGAAAAGGAGGCGGCCACCAGCGCACGGCCCCACACACCAGAGCUCAGCCCCAAAGAACUGACGGAGCCACUGCAGCCACACUGCAAUAUGGAGCUGCCCUUUGCGUACCGGCAGCAGGAGGUGCUGUACCCGGAGCCAGUGGGGUCAGGGGGGGUCCCCACCUGUGACCCCACAGCCGCAGAGGAGGAUGCAGGGAAGUGGGGGCUGAGCCAGGUGCUGGCACCUGUUGUGCUGCUCAAACACAUCACCCCACAGGAUCAGGAGGGAGUGGGGCUGCUGCAGGAGAAGGCGGUGCCUUAGGGAUCCCAGGGAUGGGGGACAAGCGGGUCCUUCAGGCAGUGAGGGGGUGAUGCUGAGGGCGUGGGAGGGCUGAUGCUGAGCAGCCGGGUGGGAUGCUGAAUGCCCUCCCCAAGGGAUGGCCCUGCGGGAACUUUCCUGGGGGGCUUUCUGAUUUCCAGGAGCACCACUGCACUGCACUGCGCAGGGCUGGGACCCAGUGAGGCGCAGUGCAGCCCAAAAUAAUGAGGGCAGGGGGCUGUGGGCUCAGCUCCCCGUAUGGGGGCAGGGAUGUUUCCUUGGACACAAGGAAGCUGCUUUGGGAGCACAUCGGAGAGUGAACACUGCAUCCCUGCCCCCAUGGGAUGGGGGCACCGCCAACCCCGGCGCCGAGCACUGAAAUACUGGAGUGUGAAAGUAAAGAAAACCAAACAGCGGUG